Molecule: messenger RNA, 870 nt
Organism: Limanda limanda (common dab)
Lineage: Eukaryota; Metazoa; Chordata; Actinopteri; Pleuronectiformes; Pleuronectidae
Gene: cenpo
Product: centromere protein O
Exons: 6
Coding region: 1-870 (289 amino acids)
Cellular component (GO): kinetochore; Mis6-Sim4 complex
Source: RefSeq, a predicted model, not a curated record
AUGGAGGGAACAUCUACCAGAGGAGUCCUGAGUGUCCUGAGUGUCCUGGAGGUCCAAGCGAGGAGCCGGAGACAUGUCCCCCCGCAGCGGAGCCGCCUGAAGGGGCUGAGGGCGGAGGCUGAAGCCCUAAGGGUCCGGAGAGAGCAGCUGAAGACAGAGAUACAGACACAUCAGAGUCUUCAGAGACUGAGGACGUCGUUGGACAAACAGAGCACACAUGAGGAGGAGGAGGAGGACAUGGAUGAAGACUCUGAGAACUCACAGCUACUGAAGCUGAUGGCCAGACACACACAAGUGAAAGAUCUUCUACUCGCCCAUCACCUCAUCGGCGGGUACGACAUCGUCAAGACACGCCACGGCAAAGGAGUGUGCGUAUCCGUGGCGACGGCCUACGAGGGCGUCUGCCUGGAGACCUACAACCUGGAGAUGGACCUGAAGCCAACGCUGAGGAUCUGUCGCCACAACGUCCCCCCGUUCAUUCCCCUGAGCGUCCUCGCCGAGCAGAGCGACUUGCAGACGGACAUUCGGGCUUUCCUGGACACGCUCAGCCAACAUCUCAACGCCUUCGCUGGGCGCAAGCAGCAGCUGAAGCUUGUCAAGGAGCAGCACAAGACCAUCGAAGUGCUGGAGAGCAACGCCUUGUGUUCGAUACUGGUGCUGAUGUUCACUGUGCCGAAGACGAAGACCGCCAUCCUCUGCACGCUGAGCUACAGCGACCACACCACAUGUCUCCCAGCAAGAGUCCAGUUUGAAUGCAAUGUCAAGGAGAUUCUUGAGUCUUCUGAGUGGAGGAAAAACUGCGGCCUGCUCAUGGAGACUCCGCUGCACAAAGCUUUGAUGACCAUGAAGAAGAUGGGGAAUAUCGUUUAA